GGCCAGGAGUCCAGGGACCGAGGGGCGCGAGCCCGGAGAGAGCCAACUGGAACCGCGGCCCGGACGGCGACAGCUGCCAGCCGCGCAGAACUGUUCCCGCCACCGGCCUACUGUAGCCGCUGCACCAGGACCUUAUUCCAAAGCUCUCCAAGACUCACCCGCCCCCUGGCUCCUCCCGUUGAACAAGAAAAAGAAAAAAAAAGGGGGGGGGCAGAAAGAAGGAUACUAGAAAGGAAACCCAGAUUUGCCACCACAACCAAAAAAAGAGGGGGGAGGGAGGAAAAGGAGCAAGUCCAGCGACUGUGGGGCCGGACGCAGGCGGCAGGCGCGUGGGCCAAGCGAUGCGGGGAUGCGCGCCCAAGCGGCCGCCAGCUGUGACUGAAGCCGGGAUGCACUGCCAGGCGCGGUGAAGAGCCAGACCCUACUGCCUCCCCGAAGGAGCCCGGGCGCAGGGAGGGCCACCCCAGGACACGGAGGGCCGCCUGGCAGGCCACAGGCUGAGCUCUACCUCAAGCCGGAGAGAACCUAGUGUCGCUUUCCUCGGACCCUCAGCUCUCCGCGUCUUCCUCUUCGUCUCCAGCUCAAUUUUAUUUAUUUCCGUUCCCGCCGCCGUUCACGGUGACCUUCACUCCUUCACGGGCUUUGGGCAGAAGAGCCGCUUUCUCACCGGCUUGAUACUGCUUUUCACCGCCUCGGGAGCUGAGGUGGCGCUGCUCAAUUCCACGCCCUGGGACUCCCAGGUUGCCCCACCACCAAUCUUGUUUCUCCCUGGUUCGGGUUUUGGCUUGUCCGGCUCGAGUGGGUCUCCUCUUUUUUGGAGGAGCUGGAAAGCUCAGGCUGAUCGUCUUCGGGAGUCAUCUCGGCUCUACUUGUCCUGCCUCUCCCGGCCUCACCCGACCAAACCAAAGACCAUGGUGCACUGUGCCGGCUGCAAAAGGCCCAUUCUGGACCGCUUCCUCUUGAACGUGCUGGACAGGGCCUGGCACGUCAAGUGCGUGCAGUGCUGUGAAUGUAAAUGCAAUCUGACCGAGAAGUGCUUCUCCCGGGAAGGCAAGCUCUACUGUAAGAACGACUUCUUCCGAUGUUUCGGUACCAAAUGCGCCGGUUGUGCGCAGGGCAUCUCUCCUAGCGAUCUGGUUCGGAGAGCGAGAAGCAAAGUGUUUCACCUCAAUUGUUUCACCUGCAUGAUGUGUAACAAGCAGCUUUCCACCGGCGAGGAGCUGUACAUCAUCGAUGAGAACAAGUUCGUCUGCAAAGAAGAUUACCUAAGCAACAGCAGUGUCGCCAAAGAGAACAGCCUCCACUCGGCCACCACAGGUAGUGACCCUAGUUUAUCUCCGGAUUCCCAAGACCCAUCACAGGAUGAUGCCAAGGACUCAGAGAGUGCCAAUGUAUCGGACAAGGAAGGUGGCAGUAACGAAAACGAUGACCAGAACCUAGGCGCCAAGCGCAGGGGACCCCGAACCACCAUCAAAGCCAAGCAGCUGGAGACACUGAAGGCAGCCUUUGCAGCUACACCCAAGCCCACACGCCACAUCCGAGAGCAGCUGGCUCAGGAGACUGGCCUCAACAUGCGUGUCAUCCAGGUUUGGUUCCAGAACCGACGUUCCAAGGAGCGGAGGAUGAAGCAGCUAAGCGCGCUAGGCGCUAGGCGCCACGCCUUUUUUCGCAGUCCGCGUCGGAUGCGGCCGCUAGUGGACCGCCUGGAGCCGGGGGAGCUCAUCCCCAACGGUCCCUUCUCCUUUUAUGGAGAUUACCAGAGCGAGUACUACGGCCCCGGGGGCAACUACGACUUCUUCCCGCAAGGACCCCCGUCCUCUCAAGCCCAGACACCUGUGGACCUACCCUUCGUGCCCUCUUCCGGGCCUUCGGGGACACCACUGGGAGGCCUGGACCACCCGCUGCCCGGCCACCACCCUUCAAGCGAGGCGCAGCGGUUCACCGACAUCUUGGCGCAUCCCUCUGGGGACUCGCCCAGCCCGGAGCCCAGCCUGCCCGGGCCUCUGCACUCUAUGUCGGCGGAGGUCUUCGGGCCCAGCCCACCCUUCUCGUCUCUGUCCGUUAAUGGUGGGGCGAGCUACGGGAACCACCUGUCCCACCCUCCUGAAAUGAACGAGGCGGCCGUGUGGUAGCCGGGUCUCCCACGGUCCACCGAGUUUGUGGUUGUACAGAAAUGAACUUUUAUUUAAGAAAAACAUGAAAAAAAAAAAGAAAAGAAAAACAUAAAAAGCAAGCCUCUUGCUCCACUUCCUCCAGCCUUGGGGACCAUUCUCUGUUUGGGGAGACUGGAUGGCAAAGGAGGUUUAAAAUAGGAUCCAAAUCCCCUUCGAGGUGGAACGGAGAUCCACGCACUGGCUGGAAAAGCGCAGAACUGGGGCUCCGGAAGGGGAAUUCAGAGCUCUCCCCAACGUUCCACCUGGGCCUGAAUCCGUGAACCCACUCCGUGGGGCCGGUGCCUCUGGCUAGCCGAAAGACAUCUACGACAGCUGCAGGCGCACACAACCCUAGGUGAUGCCAGGAGCCUGGGGAGGGAGGCCCGGAGGCACUCAGCUGGGUGAGGGAGGAGAAGCUGUCGGGGGCAGUCCAGCCUGGAGGGUCCUAGUUCUGAGAGCUCCCUUAGGGAUGUCUCAGAGUUCAGCGUCAACAGCAAACUUAUAGCUUCAGAAACAACGGCCUGCUGUGCAUCAGGUGGGACUAUAUAUAUAUAUAUAUUUUUUUUUUUUUUGUCUAUCUGGGUUUUUAUUUUUUGUUUUUGCCAAAAUUGCAAAAUUCUAAAUGUAAAGCCCUCAGUAUCAACUCUUCUACCUUCACAAAUUCUCAUUCUCUCUGUCUCUGUCUCUGUCUCUCCCUCUACUCUCUCUCUCUCUCUCUCUCUCU
This is a messenger RNA of Nannospalax galili (Upper Galilee mountains blind mole rat), 2877 nucleotides long. It is a transcript of the gene Lhx1, whose product is annotated as LIM homeobox 1. Gene Ontology annotation, biological process: regulation of transcription by RNA polymerase II; neuron differentiation. Bases 912 to 2132 code for a protein of 406 amino acids. Gene Ontology annotation, cellular component: nucleus. NCBI's taxonomy places the organism in Eukaryota, Metazoa, Chordata, Mammalia, Rodentia, Spalacidae. The transcript has 6 exons. Gene Ontology annotation, molecular function: DNA-binding transcription factor activity, RNA polymerase II-specific; RNA polymerase II transcription regulatory region sequence-specific DNA binding. The record is from RefSeq and is a predicted model, not a curated record.